AUUGGCAUCUAUUUUUGGAAGGAAAAUUAGAAAUAAUUAUGAGUUUCAGUGAAUUUUUAAGUGGUUAAAUAAAUAAAAUUUGAGACCAAACAUGGAUUUCUUUUCUGAAAUUAUAGGGGAAACUGUCGUUCUUGGAAUAGAUUCUCUUAUAUUAGGAUUUUGUGUAAAACAGCUGAGUAAAUGUAAACAUAUCUUAAAUGCCUUGCAGACAGCACCAAUACUUGAUAUUGACUCAACCUUAAAUAAAGAGAUUAACAAAUACUCUGACCAUGUAAUACCUUAUGUUGUCAUCAGGGGGUUAGUGAAGCCCCUCGGCAAUCCAAUAGUUAGCAAUUAUAACAACACUGUCACUGGUGUCAUACAAAGGUUGACAAUAAAGGAGCAUGUUAUUGCGAGAACAUCAGCUGGAUUCUGGUCGGAUCAGACUCGCACAAUACAUGAAGUGUGCAACGCAACACCAUUUGUGCUCAACAAUGGGAAGUACAGCAUUGAAGUUGUGGAUGCACUGGCCGCAGAAUUAUUGGAUCUUGAUGUAAUAUCUGACAAGUUCGAACCCAUGUCUCCUGGCGUCAUUGACCACGUGUGGGGCUUCUUCUCGGGUGUCCGGCAGCGCGGCCUUCAGACAAUGGAGGAGAUGCUCCGCGAUGGUUCCUACAUCACCGCGAUCGGGGAGCUCAGCAGGACACACACUGGUGCUUUGAAGAUACAACCACCUAGAGACGGAUUACCUCUCUACCUCACUACAGCCACUAAGUCUAGCUUAUUGAAAAGGCUUGCCAGCUCUAGAGAUUUCUUAAGAAUUCUGCUGGUGGUGUUCGGGGCGGUGGCCGUGCUGGCAUCGGGGCGGGUCGCGUACAAGUACCUGAAGCGUCGCAAGAGGCUGCAGCUGGAGGACUCCCUCAAGCGGCAGCUCGCCGCCGGCCGCAAGGAGCGACGCGCGCACGCUCGGGAGAAGAACCUCACUGAUGUGCAGCUGUGUGUGGUCUGCUCGGAGAACCCUAAAGAGAUAAUAUUACUGCCCUGUGGCCAUGUGUGUCUCUGUGAAGAUUGUUCAGAGAACAUCAAAGACAACUGCCCAAUUUGUAGAGAGCGGAUAGAGGCCCGCGCCCCCGCCUUUAUCACAUAAAUACACACUAGCUGAACAUUUUUAUAGUUAUAUUUAAAAAAAAAAAAAAUGUUAUUAAUAAAAUUAGACAGCUAAAAUAGAUAAAGCAAAAAUUUACGUUUCCAGUAAAGUACAGUUUUAUCUGUAGAGGUUAACUGCAUUGUUAAAGAA
Papilio machaon (common yellow swallowtail) is the source of this 1276-nucleotide messenger RNA. It is a transcript of the gene Mul1, whose product is annotated as mitochondrial E3 ubiquitin protein ligase 1. The coding region runs from base 92 to 1126 and encodes 344 amino acids. Gene Ontology annotation, biological process: organelle organization; protein ubiquitination. The record is from RefSeq and is a predicted model, not a curated record. The transcript is spliced from 6 exons. Gene Ontology annotation, molecular function: ubiquitin-protein transferase activity. Lineage: Eukaryota; Metazoa; Arthropoda; Insecta; Lepidoptera; Papilionidae.